Schistosoma spindalis is the source of this 201-nucleotide messenger RNA. NCBI's taxonomy places the organism in Eukaryota, Metazoa, Platyhelminthes, Trematoda, Strigeidida, Schistosomatidae. The record is from the annotation of a GenBank genome assembly.
AUGGAUGAUGAUGAUGAUGAUGAUGAUGAUGAUGAUGAUGAUGAUGAUGAUGAUGAUGAUGAUGAUGAUGAUGAUGAUGAUGAUGAUGAUGAUGAUGAUGAUGAUGAUGAUGAUGAUGAUGAUGAUGAUGAUGAUGAUGAUGAUGAUGAUGAUGAUGAUGAUGAGAUGAUGAUGAUGAUGAUGAUGAUGAUGAUGAUGUGA